Molecule: messenger RNA, 1011 nt
Organism: Penicillium atrosanguineum
Lineage: Eukaryota; Fungi; Ascomycota; Eurotiomycetes; Eurotiales; Aspergillaceae
Product: putative inositol phospholipid biosynthesis protein Scs3
Exons: 2
Coding region: 1-1011 (336 amino acids)
Biological process (GO): phospholipid biosynthetic process; lipid storage; lipid droplet organization
Cellular component (GO): endoplasmic reticulum membrane
Source: RefSeq, a predicted model, not a curated record
AUGCCUGCGCCCGCCCGACCUGCUCCCUCCCCAGUCGUCCUCCUGGUAUACCCAGUGACAUUACUACUGGGAUCUCUAUUCUCAGUCAUUUCACCCGUCGCUCGAUCAACGAGGAGCUCCUCACACGACCCCGCUGCACCUUUAGCACCUUCCCUCGCCGCCGACCUCCACCUCUCCGAGAGUCCGGUCAACUACUUCGCGCGCAAGAGUAACAUCUUCAAUCUCUACUUCGUCAAGGUCGGCUGGAUAUGGCUGACUGUCGCCUUUGCAUCCCUGGUCCUCUUCCAACCCGCAUACAACCUUUCUUCUGCUUCGCACGCACAACAAGAAAUCCGCUUCCGCCGCUCCAUCCAAGCUUUCCUCCGCUGGUGCCUUGCAACAAUUGUAUGGUAUCUGACGACGCAAUGGUUCUUUGGCCCAGCUAUUAUUGAUCGCAGCUUCAUGAUCACGGGUGGAAAAUGUGGACAGGCCUUGGACCUGGUGGCAAAGGCCAACUCGGAAAGCUCGUCCGUUCAGCUGGAAACGGUUUUUACGGCCGCUGCCUGCAAAGCUGCCGGUGGUGCUUGGAAGGGAGGACACGAUAUCAGUGGACACGUGUUUAUGCUAGUCCUGGUUACAGCACUUCUCGUUUUCGAGGCGGUCGGCGCUGGUGCCGUUGCUGCGUCUCCCAGCGCCGCACCUGAGAGCGCGGGUCGCGAGCGCAAGGCCAGUGAUCCUAAUGCACUCCCAAACGGUGACCAGGAUGCCAGCUUUGGAACUGGGAGGACUUGGUCGAUGCGCCUGGUCUGGGGAGUGGUGGUUCUGGGUUGGUGGAUGCUCUUCAUGACGGCUAUUUGGUUCCACACAUGGCUAGAAAAGUGGUCCGGUUUGGCCAUCGCUCUGAGCACGAUAUACGUCAUUUACAUUCUCCCGAGGAGACUUCCGCCGUGGAAGGAUAUCGUUGGCCUUCCGGGGGGUAUAGACGUGCGUACAUCAGCCUUUUUCUCUCUCUGUGAACAUAUUCUCCGAUAG